AUGGCUAAUGUGGCAAACGGCAUUGGGACCACUAUAUUGACCUUUGAUAAACCAUGGAAUCUUUGUGUUGGUAUUUGCACUGAUUGUCUGAUGAAUGAGCUUUUUACUCUGCAUGUCCACCAUGGUGGGCAUUUCAUGUGGAACCCUCAAGCGUAUGUGGGAGGGACAAUUGAUAUAGUGGAUAACUGUGACCCAGAUAGGUGGUCAAAAGUAGAGAUUGAGAGUAUAUGUAGGGAUUUUGGCUACUCUGAAGUAGAUAAGCUAUGGUAUAAAAUGCCUGGUGUGGACCCAGAGCGGUCAAAUUUCCAUCAGGUGGUUGAUGAUGAUGCUGCUAUGUUCAUGACUGACUUGGUGAAGGGAUAUGGGGAGAUUCAUGUCUUUGUGGAGCAUCCAGUGCAUGAACCAGUUGAGUUACCAGUGGAGGAUUUUGAUCCCUUAGCUGCUGCAUUACCUGGUAGUGAAGUAGAAGGUGUAGGUGUAGAGGUUUUUGCUAGUGACAGAGUGCUUCAAAAUGAUAAUGAAGAGUACAGACCUGAUUUUUCACAAUUUGGAGGCCAUGAUGAUGCUGAAUUUGUUAAUGAGGAAGUUUGUGCUAGGAGGGCUGGCAAAGCACCAGUUGUUGAUGACCAAGUUGAGGAGAGUAGUGAGGGCAGUGAUGGUGCAUACUUGGGCAGUGAGGGUAGUGAGGGCAGUGAGGAUGAGAGGAGUGACUUAGAAGAAGAGGCAGAGGCAGAGGCAGAGCCAGAACCAGAAGUGCAACCAAUGAAUAUUGGUGAAGAUAGUCCUGAUAGUUGGGACAAUCAAGCUGAAAAUGCUGAGGUUGAAGCAGGACAAAUGGGUGGUGGUGUCAUGAAUUCUGACUAUGAGAGUGAGGAGUUGCUUAGCCUUGAUGAAUCAUCAUCAGGCAGUGAGGGUGGUGAUGAUUCAAGUGAUGAUGACAUCCCUGUUGUUGAGGUUGACAAUUCUAUUAGGAGCAGCAAAUAUCCAAUCUUUAGGCCAGUAGCCAAAGCUGAGAACCUUAGGUUUGAAAAGGAUAUGUUGUUCAUCUCAGCUAAACAAUUUAAAGAUGCCUUAACUGAUUAUGCAGUCCAUGGUGGGUGGGGUAUAAAAUUUGUAAAAAAUGACUUGGUGAGAGUGAGAGCCCGAUGCCAGCCAGGGUGCAAUUUUGUUGCCUACCUUGCAAAGGUGCCAAGGGAGAAGAGUUUUAGAUUGAAAACACUGAACAUGGAACACACAUGCAGCAGAAGCUAUAGAAAUCCAAGGUGCACAGCAUCAUACAUUGGGAAGAAGUUAGUGAAGAGGGUUAGGAGACAGCCUGGCAUAAAGUUUAAGGAUAUUCAGGAGGCUGUGCAUGAGAAGUAUGUGGUUGACAUAAGUGCAGGCAAGGCAAGUAGGGCUAGAGAGAGAGCUCAAGAUGCUGUUGAUGGGACCCACACUGCACAGUUCAACCAACUAUGGGAGUACUGUGAUGAGUUGAGAAGGUGCAGUCCUGAGAGCACAAUAUUGAUGAAGGUGCAUACUUAUGAGGAUGGUGAUUUGGCAGCUGAGCAUGGAUUGGCAACCGGGCUGCCAUAUUUUGAAAGAAUGUACAUCUGCCUUGAAGGUUGCAAGAAGGGCUUCUUGGCAGGGUGCAGGCCAAUCAUUGGUCUAGAUGCAUGCCAUCUGAAGACCAAGACAGGUGGUCAGCUGAUGUGUGCUGUUGGUAGAGAUCCCAAUGAUGAAUACUUCCCAUUCGCAUAUGCAGUAGUAGAGGCUGAAACAAAGGACAGUUGGACCUGGUUUCUUAAUUUAUUGCUUGCUGACAUAGGAGAUGACAAGCAAUGGGUGUUCAUAUCUGACCAGCAGAAGGGGUUGGUGAACACCUUUGUUGACAAUUGGCCACAGUACGAGCACAGGAUCUGCUGCAGACAUUUAUACCAAAAUUUGAGGAAAAAUCAUCCUGGUGUCAUUAUUAGAGACCUUUUUUGGAAAGCAGCCAAGGCUACCUAUCGGCAAGCAUUUGAGAGGGUAAUGAAUGAGCUAAAAGAGGUGGAUGAAGAUGCAUUCAAAUGGCUGCAAUCUCAGUCAACAACUAUUUGGGCUAGGCACAUGUUCAAAAGUGAUGGGCAGAGUGACACGGUCUUGAACAACAUGUGUGAAAGCUUCAACAGCACGAUAGUUAAGUUCAGGAGCAAACCUAUAAUCACCAUGCUUGAGUGUAUUAGGCUAUAUCUGAUGACUAGAUUUCAAGCAAACAGAGAAAUGAUUACGAAGGUGGAAUCUGAGUUGUGUCCUAAGAUAAGGAAGAGGCUGUACAAGGAGAAGUUGGCAUGCAGCAAGUGGAUAGCAUGUUGGGCUGGUCGUAUGAAGUUUGAAGUGAAGAAUGGGCUUGAGAGUUUCAUUGUGGACUUGGAAGAGAAGAAAUGCAGCUGUAGGAGGUGGGACAUAGUUGGCAUACCAUGUUGCCAUGCCAUUUCUUGCAUAUUUUUCAACAGAGAAGAUGCUGAAAAGUAUGUCAAUGCUUGCUACAAAAGGACUACCUACAUUGAUUGCUAUGAACCCAUUAUAGAGCCCAUCAAUGGCCAGAAUAUGUGGGGUCCUACUGGACUGCCACCUGUGCAACCCCCUAUCAAGAGGAGACCUCCUGGCAGGCCUAAGAAGAAGAGGGCACUGGAGCCUGAUGAAUCUAGAAGUCACAGAAAAAAAAGAGGCCUAGGCAUCUCAAAACAAUGCAAGUUAUGUGGGAAAUUAGGACACAACAAGAGGAGCUGCAAGGGAGAAGUAGGAGGGAACUCCUCCUUGCCUGGUAGUGCAUCCCAAGCCAGUGGGACCACUAGAAGGGCAGCCAAGGAUGCUCAGCCAACAGUACACAGGGCACAACCAAGCUCUAAUGAUGAUGUGACCACAAGUGCACCUCCAACCCCCACUGAUAACCAGUCCAAUCGAAGACCAAAAAAACAGAGGAAGAGAAGUGCAGUCACUACUGAAACCUUGAAUGCAACUGGGAAUGCAGCAAGAUAUAUGGCAGCAAUGAGAUCUGCUAAAAGAUAGCAAACUGAAGCAGGACCUUUUUUUUGUUGUGCUAUAUGUUGAAGCACUCUUCAUAUAUUUAUGUAACUGCUAGAACAAUUGGCAUAUGUUUAUGGGCUGACCAAAUCCUUUUUUGUAUGAAUGUGCUUUGUCACAUAUUUUGUAAUUAUUGUGGUACACCAAAAACUACCAUUGGUGUUAAAUAUUUUGUAAUUAUUGUGGUACACCAAAAACUACCAUUGGUGUUAAAUAUUUUGUAAUUAUUCUCCCAUUGUUAUGAUGAUUCAGCUUCCAUUA
Molecule: messenger RNA, 3306 nt
Organism: Quercus robur (English oak)
Lineage: Eukaryota; Viridiplantae; Streptophyta; Magnoliopsida; Fagales; Fagaceae
Exons: 6
Coding region: 1-3030 (1009 amino acids)
Molecular function (GO): zinc ion binding
Source: RefSeq, a predicted model, not a curated record